Molecule: messenger RNA, 786 nt
Organism: Naegleria gruberi
Lineage: Eukaryota; Heterolobosea; Eutetramitea; Acrasida; Naegleriidae
Product: short chain dehydrogenase
Exons: 3
Coding region: 1-786 (261 amino acids)
Molecular function (GO): oxidoreductase activity
Source: RefSeq, a predicted model, not a curated record
AUGAAAAUUUCUAACAAGACAUUUAUUGUUACCGGUGGUGCAUCCGGAUUAGGUGAAGCAACUGUUAGACAUUUAGUUUCAUUAGGUGCUAAUGUAGUUAUAUUUGAUCUUGGAGAUGCUAAAGGAAAAUUAUUAGAAACAGAAUAUUUAAAUAAGGUUAAAUAUGUUCAUGUUGAUGUUUGUGAUGAAAAUCAAGUUCAAGAUGGUAUUGAUCAACUUGUUAAAACUUUUGGAAAUACUUUAUAUGGUGUUAUUAAUGCUGCUGGUAUUGGUGAUCCAUGUAGAGUAUAUAAUCCAAAGAGUGGAAUUGUUCAUUCAUUAAAAUCAUUUAAUAAGGUAAUGAAUGUUAAUGUGACAGGUACAUUUAAUGUAUUAAGAUUGGCAGUUCAACAAAUGAUGAAACAAAAUGCACCAUUAUGUGGUAAAGAUCAAGAACGUGGUAUUAUAAUUAAUACAGCUUCUAUUGCUGCUUAUGAAGGUCAAAUUGGACAAGCAAGUUAUUCUGCAAGUAAAGGUGCAAUUGUUUCAAUGACUUUACCAUUAGCAAGAGAAUUGAGUAUGUAUAAUAUUAGAUGUGUAACUAUUGCUCCUGGUUUAUUCCUCACACCAAUGUUAAUGAGUUUGGGUGAAAAAGUUAGAGAAUCUUUAGCUAAACAAGUUCCAUAUCCAAAAAGAUUAGGUGAACCAAAUGAAUAUGCUUCACUUGUUCAAUUCUUAAUUGAAAAUUCUUUAAUGAAUGGUGAAGUUGUUAGAAUGGAUGGUUCAAUUAGAAUGUCAUCUCUUUAA